AUGGUCAAGGGAACUAUUGCACUCCUGGCUUUGGCUGCCCCAGCCCUUGCCGGUGUCAUCCAAGGGCGUGGCGGAGAGCCCGACGAGAAGAAGCCAGCCACUACCAAGAAGCUUGUUCUCACCACCGACCCUCCCCGUACCAUCACCAAGACUACUACUUAUGUGACCACUGAGACCCCAGAAACCACCACUGUCGUUGUCUCUGGCAACAAGACUCUUACGGUGCCCAUCACUCUCACCAACACCGUUACUGUGACCACCACAUGGUGCGAGGAGGAGGGCAAGACUAUUGUCCCCACCGGCAAGGAGCCAGUGCCCACUGGCGUAAAGCCCCAGCCUAAGCCCAACCCUACUGGUACUGUCAUCCCU
This is a messenger RNA of Aspergillus aculeatinus CBS 121060, 369 nucleotides long. It is a transcript of the gene cspA, whose product is annotated as putative cell surface protein. The annotation marks the transcript as partial. The transcript is spliced from 3 exons. NCBI's taxonomy places the organism in Eukaryota, Fungi, Ascomycota, Eurotiomycetes, Eurotiales, Aspergillaceae. The record is from RefSeq and is a predicted model, not a curated record.